This is a messenger RNA of Rhinichthys klamathensis goyatoka, 2926 nucleotides long. Its product is annotated as E3 ubiquitin-protein ligase DTX3L-like. Gene Ontology annotation, biological process: protein ubiquitination; Notch signaling pathway. The coding region runs from base 40 to 2514 and encodes 824 amino acids. Lineage: Eukaryota; Metazoa; Chordata; Actinopteri; Cypriniformes; Leuciscidae. The record is from RefSeq and is a predicted model, not a curated record. Gene Ontology annotation, molecular function: metal ion binding. The transcript is spliced from 10 exons.
CAACAACCCACCACAUACACUGAACAACACCUUCUCAACAUGAGACGUGAUCAUCAGGACACAUAUACAGCCUCUGGAGAUCAAGACUCGAGACCAACUCAAAACUGCCCAACGGAUCCAACACUCAGUUCAGACUCACAGAGAAAUGAGGACUCAUUUAAAGCAGGCGCUGGAGAUCAAGACUCGAGACCAACUCUGAAUGACAUGAAGCCUACAAACUUGAGGAACCCAACGGACCGAAAACACAGUUCAGACUCACAGCGAAAUGAGCAGACCCCACCAUCAUCAAACAGAGAUGGUCAGUUUUCUAAUGAUAAGGGCUCACACACAUCAGGAGCUGAAGGUCUAGACUCCAGAACAGCUCGGAGUGACAUGAAGAAACAAAGCAGGAUCGGCUCAAUGGAUCGAACACACAGUUCAGACUCGCAGACAGAAGAGGACAAUCGUAAAGUUGGGGAUGAAUCACAGUCUUCAGCACCACUGGAUAUUGCUAAAUUUAUAAUCAAAGUGGACUGGAGAGGACCAUUUCCAGAGAGAUGGAGAGCAACAUUAGAGAUAGCCGUUCAGAGCUGGUUGUUAAAGGACCUGGAAGGAAAAGUGUCUGUCCACCUCAUUAAACUCAUGGAUGAUCCGUCCUGUGCAGAGGUGCAGAUAAUACCAUCAGCAGCUCUGGAAACUAUAAAAAAGUUAAAGUCUAUACUUUUGGCCUUUAAACAUGAAAAAAAGGAAGUAACUGCAUGGAUCGAUCAAGGUAAUACACUUUCUGUGACUGGACAACAAAACCCCUCCAUGCUGGACGAGAGCAGAUUUUCACCACCACAGAUGAACAGCGCUGUACCAUCAGAAGUUGCUGCAACUAACAGUGGACUCGUUGUCCCCCUCUAUCAGUUCUGGUACAUGCAUCACGCUUACAGAAAGGAGAUGCAGCAAAUUGAGAAACAGCAUGGAGUCUCUAUUGGUGCAGAAGUGUUGGUCUCAAUCAAACCUACCAAGAGCCCAAGCCCUGAUUCUGUGUCUAAAGCGUCUUAUGACUUUGAGAAACUUGUUCAGGAAUGUGUUGGUAGUUUUAGUCAUGCUGCCAUUAAUCAUAAUCACAUGGAUUCAGAUAUUGUGAAGCAGGCCCUUCGUUUCAUCCAGUCAGAGGAGGCAAAGAUGAUGUUCACCAUGUCUGCCAGUGACUGCUGGUUCUUUGGACCGAAGAAAUAUACAGACGUGAUUAAAAGAGACGAAGAAGGAACAAGAAUGGAAAGCCAAUUCAAAGACAAAUCAAGUCAAAUGAAUAAAGACUUUUCUCCACAAAACAGGUCUUCAUUUAACAUGGACACAAAGGAUCUUCCAACUCAUCUUGAGAUGGACACGGUUCAUUGGGAUCUGAUGAAACUUUCCUAUAAGGAGCAAUUAUCACAGCUUGAAACAAAGUACGGAGUGUCAUUUAAUGAAGAAAAACAGCAGAAAAAUGUAACCAUUAAAGUUCAAGCUCGAUCCAAAGGAGUUCAACAUAUUAAUCUUGAAAGUCAUGCCAUCAGAGCUUUAACACAACUCUACCAGAAACUUGCAUCGGCCGCUGUCACCUGUGAACUCAAAAACCCUACAGACGCAACUCUUGUGGCAUCAGAAGUAGAGAAACUUCAGCAGGAGCAUCAUUGUGUUGUUGCAGAAGAUGCAUUGAGUGGCUGGAGGCUCGUUGGACUGCCAGAACAUCUCGGUCCUGCCAUUGCUGAAAUUGAGAAGAUGCUUCAGAAAAGAGUGUUUGAUGACAAGAAGAAGAAAUCGAUUGGUUACUCGGAGGACUUUCCUCAUGCAAGAGGAAUCCAAUGGAAUCAGAUGCCUGAUUAUGGACAAGGAGCAGUGGGAGGAUCAGUACGGGAAGAGGGAGUGAAUUUUAAAGGGUGGAGUGAAGCUGAUAAGGGUUUCAUUGAUGAUCUAAAAGAAAAUUCUAGAAAUGACAGUAAAGAUGCUCAGGCUGAAGAGGAGACGUGUCCUAUUUGUAUGGACAGUUUCACUGACAAGAGAAAACUGAAAUGUGGGCAUGAAUUCUGUCAGAAUUGUAUUCGCUUGUCAGUGGAGAGUAUGGGAUCCAUCUGUCCUGUGUGUAAGGAAGUCUUUGGGAUUUUGGAGGGAAACCAACCGGAUGGAACAAUGCGUGUAACAAACAGCAGAAUGAGUCUCGCUGGAUAUCCAAGUUGUGGCACUAUUGAAAUUCACUAUGACAUACCCAGUGGUAUUCAAACGAAGCAGCAUCCAAACCCUGGACAGCGUUUUCAUGGGACAACUCGUCACGCAUACUUGCCAGACAAUCCUGAAGGAAAUGAAGUGCUCAAACUGCUGGACAGGGCUUUUAAACAGAAACUGAUCUUUACUGUCGGGAAAUCUACAACUACGGGUGCAGAUAAUAUGGUCACCUGGAAUGAUAUUCAUCAUAAGACUGGUACACACGGUGGAAGUUUUUCUUAUCCAGACCCUGACUACCUGAAGAGAGUGAAAGAGGAGUUAAAGGCCAAAGGCAUUGAAUAAGAAUUUGAUUUGUAUGUUUCAAAAAGCACAUCUUAAAGUUUGUAUUACAGCAAAAUUAGUCGAUUGAAUCUUAAUAUGAAGGGUUACUUAUGCAAGUAGAAUAUUUCAGUUUUUCAUUUUCUUUUAAAUAUCUACUCAGAAACACCUCAUAUUGGCUUCACUUAGGGCAAAUUAAUAUGAAAUAAAGAAUUGUUGGUAAAAUGUGUAUGUAUCAAUUUAUAUAAAAAAAAGAGAGCAUUGUACAAUGUGUCUAAAUACAUUACUUUCCCCAGGCGUUUUAUAAAAUGUGUGCUUUUAAUUAAGGUGAUGGCUUUCAUGAUGUUUAAUUGGAAUAAAAUGUUUUAGCUAUGUGAUUUUCAUGCUUAAAUGCUGCUGAAUAGUCAAGUGAGCAUAUAAAGUACAAGUAAAGGCA